Messenger RNA from Daldinia loculata, 2255 nucleotides. RefSeq names its product DUF580-domain-containing protein. Gene Ontology annotation, biological process: transmembrane transport. Gene Ontology annotation, cellular component: plasma membrane. The record is from RefSeq and is a predicted model, not a curated record. Lineage: Eukaryota; Fungi; Ascomycota; Sordariomycetes; Xylariales; Hypoxylaceae. The transcript has 7 exons. Bases 220 to 1767 code for a protein of 515 amino acids. Gene Ontology annotation, molecular function: transmembrane transporter activity.
CAAGCUUUAUGCUAGCGGGCUUGUGAUGCCAAUCUUACCUCAGGUUGCUGGAUAUCCGGCAUUCUCAUUCCUGCGACUACACUUCUUUGACCUUUUUGCUCCGACGCCGACAACAGCUUUACUUCUGUAGAAAUUGUUUCUUUCCGGUGGAUUGUUAAACUAUUACGUUGUAAUUAGGCUAUAGCUGCCCAGGUAAUAGACCGGACGUCGCAUCUUACGAUGGCGAACAAUCAAGAGCGCGGCGAGGCUGCUUCUUACUAUUACAAUACACAACAGCCGCCCAAUCAGUACCAGCAACCUCAAUAUGCUCAGCAGGGACCCCCAGCUCCAGGUCCGAACCCAGUGAAUGGUUAUGGUAGCGAGAAGCCCAUGUUUGAGCAAGCCUUCAAGGUUGAGCGUCCCAAGUACAAUGACAUCUGGGCCGGCAUUCUCUUCCUCAUUGUUGUCGCGGGUUAUGUUGCUGUCUCCGGGAUUUCUAUCAAUGGCUACGCUUCCGCGAAACAUUUCCAAGGCGAUGGCAUCUAUGACUCUGGGUCAAACGUCGGUCUUAAUACGAAUACGCUUAUUCUGUUUGUCUUUUGCCUUUGUGUCGCCACCGUCUUCAGUUACCUAUACGUACUGCUAGCCCGCCAAUUCCCCAAGCAGUUCAUCUGGAUAACUGGUAUUCUCAAUAUCGUCUUCGGCCUCGUGACCGCCAUAUACAUGCUUUCCCGGCACUACUACUCCGGCGGCAUCGUAUAUCUGAUGUUCGUAGCCUUCCUCAUCUUCGCCUUUAUCACUUGGAUCCCGCGUAUUCCGUUCAGCGCUCUGAUGCUCAAGACGGCUGUUGAUGUCUCCAAGAGCUACGGCCAUGUUUAUCUAGUUAGCGCAUUGGGUGGUCUUUGCGCGACUGCUCUCGCCGCAUGGUACUCUGUGACCUUCGUCGCCGUGUAUGCAAAGUUUUCGCCCGGUCAAAACCCUGCUUGCGCAGAGGGAGCCGGAGGCUGCAGCACCGCCAAGGUCACUGGCCUGCUUGUUUUCAUUACGUUUGCGAUGUACUGGAUUUCGGAGUGGCUAAAAAAUACCAUUCAUACCACCAUCUCGGGAGUUUACGGUUCUUGGUACUUUCACCCGUAUAACCUCCCCAAAGGCGCAACCCGAGGCAGUCUUAAACGUGCACUUACAUAUAGCUUCGGUUCCAUAUCCCUAGGCUCCUUACUCGUCGCUAUCCUCAAUUUUCUAAGACAGCUUUGCUCUGUUGCUCGACAGAAUGAGGCCGCUCAGGGCAACAUUCUUGGAACUAUCAUGUUCUGCAUUCUUGGAUGUAUUAUUGGGAUCCUUGACUGGGCGGUCCAGUUCCUCAAUCGCUAUGCUUUUUCUUAUAUCGCCUUGUACGGAAAGUCUUACUUCGCCUCUGCUAAGGAUACCUGGAACAUGAUUAAGCAGCGCGGUAUCGAUGCUCUUAUUAACGAAUGUCUCAUCGGUCCUGUCCUUUCGAUGGGCGCGACAUUCGUAGGCUAUGCGACCAGCUUGCUCGCUUAUCUAUAUCUUGUAUUCACGCAUCCAUCAUACAAUGCUGACGGCUCAUACACACCUGUUGUGGUGGCUUUUGCGUUCCUCAUUGGUCUGCAGAUCUGCAACGUUUUCACUACGCCGAUAAGCAGCGGUAUCGACACGAUAUUCGUGGCGACGGCGUGGGAGCCGCAAGUGUUGAUGCGGAAUCAUCCCGAGCUAUAUCAGUCGAUGGUCCAAGUCUAUCCUCAGGUCCAAGUAGCUAUUCACGCUUAAGUGGUAGGAUCGUGUAUUAAUGGUAAUGGUAAUUGUAUAGUUUUGAGAGUGGAUGGAAAUUGAGAGUUUCAUGAUGAGCUUUUGAAUUUGUAAUGUUAAUAAUGUUUUGGUUUUCGCGUUUGCAUGGCUGAAACCGCUCUUUCGGCUUAGCGUACCAACUAUAAAGAUCGGUGUUAGGGGCUUUUUAAGGGCUCCCGUUCAUAAGAAAACAGGGGAAGGGAAGACUGUAUCUUAUUAAGGUACGAUAAGUUGUUAUGCGAAUUAAUCAAGCAGUCAAGCCAAUCAAGCUUAUACCUUCGCGAGUUACUACCCAAAGUACCUAAACAAUAACAACAUUAGCGAGAUAUGGAUUUGGAGUUGGAGUACGGAUCCGUAGGUUGGUCCAGGCUACAGGCCUAGUUUAGUUAGCCAAUUGCGGCGUAGACGCAAGUACACCUAUAUGUAACCCAACAGCCCAGCCAACAUCUUGUUAGGUGUUUGGAGGUUUA